AUGGCUGCUGCUACCGAAGCAGCCGACGGUUCGCCCUCGGCUGCCCCUGCCAUGGCCGUCCAGAACGAUCCAUUUGUCACCAGCGACGCCUCGCCCGUCGAACGGGAGCCGAGGCAUCGAUACUCAACCUUCGACUCGCACCUAUUCACCCUCGGACCCAAUGCUUCACCCGCCCAGGCAAAGCGGGCACUGGAGGCACAUCUUGCCGAGACAGACCGCCGGAUGGAGGAAGCCGGAAAGUUGGGCACUGCCUUGGUCCAGCAGCGGAAAGAGCUGACCCAGCGUCUUCAGGAGGUCGAGAGCCUCCAGGCCGAGAGCGAGCUCUCCUCGGACUUGAAGGAAAAGCUCGUGGAGAUUGAGAAGGAUUACAAUGAUGUUGCCAGAGAGAGCGCAAGGGCGUUUCUUCCAAAACCUCGAGUUCCCAGCAACGAGGCUGCUGCCGGAUCACCAUUCGUGCCCGAAGGCAAAGGGGGCCGGCGCUCCGUCAGUCCGUCCAAAUUUGAGGCUCAGGCCACGGGCUCGCCAACCAAGCUCAGCGUGCCGAACCGGAAGCUUCGGAACCAACCUGCCAACCGCAUACAUGACAUUGAGUUCGCCGCCGAGAUCAGUCAGUCCCUCAUCGUCCAAGUACGCAAUCUGCAAGCUCUUCUCGCGGAGAGGGAAGAGGAGCUUCGGGAUAUCAAAAUAGAGAAGUCCAAACUAGAGUACGACGCGGAAGGGUUCCAACAGCGCGUCAAGACUCUGGACGAAAGUCAGAACCGCUACAAGGAUGAGAAUUGGAGCCUGGAGACUCAGGUUCACGAGCUACUAGCGGCUCAGCGGGAAGCUGCAGACCGCGAAAAGAAGUUGCAGCAGUCCGUCAGCAUUCUCCAGGCAGAGAAGAACACCGCGCAGCGGGAUCUGGACGAAGUCAAGCUUAGCCACGCGAAACUGUCCGAGGAGCAUGCUGCAGCAGUCAAGCACCACGACACCGAGCUCGGUGCGGCCAAGCGCAACAUGGUCAUGGCCGACUCGGAACGAGCAGCAAUGCAACGCAAGAUCGAGGAGUUGACGGGCCAAAAUCAAGAGCUAGCCAAGGCAGUCUCGUCUCAGAGAGGCAGAACCUUCGAUCGACAGGAGAUUCAAGGCACAAGUGAUGAGGACUUUGCAACUGCCAAUGACGACAACACCCCUGAGCAUUCCCCGCCACCGUCACCGAUCAAGGGCACGCCGCGUCACUCUCUAUUGGAAUCGGAGACCCUGAAGACUUCACUGCAACACGCCCAGCGCACCAUCCAGAGCUUACGAAACAAUGUUCACCGCGAGAAGACGGAGAAGCUGGAGCUCAGACGUAUGCUGCAGGACGCGCGGGAUGAGAUCGAGAAGGCACGUAACGAUCCCAUGCCUGGCCACAAUAAGCGCGGCAGCAAGACGUCGUCGCGCGAAUUCAAGAAGCCACCCAGGCUCCUUGGUGGUCUCCGCAGUGCUCGGAGUGAAAUCUUUGCUGCUGAUGACCCUGACUGGGAAGAUCACCCUGCAUCUUCCAGCCCGGCCCAGACCGUUGUUGGCCACCGCCCGUCGGGCAGCUUUGCACCUGUGCUCGAGAGCGUGGAGAACGAGCAGUUUGACACCGCAAAUGAGACCAGCGACCAGGCAUUCGAGACCGCCAACGAAAGAGGCACCGAAACCGACGACUUCCAUACCGGCGCCGAGGAGUUCUCCAGCGAUGAGGAUGCCCAGACUGAAACAGACAGUCCGACAAAGCGCCUCACCCUGAGAGGCAAGCCUCCCAACCUCCCAAUGGGACUCACCCGGAGCGGCUCAGUCCGCAGCACCGCGUCGACUGAGGACGAGUACGAUUAUGAGGAUAGGCGCACCCCAACCUCCCAACUGCCACCAUUGCAAAGUAGAUUCCCUUUGAGGGUCAGCCGUGGCGCGAACCGCCGUUCCCGACAGGCAAGCGAGGACCCUACAUUCCAGAGCAGCCCGGGCAGCUUUGCUCACAGUGCCGGGGGAACUCCCCAGGGUGUCCAGAGCCUUGCAGCUGAACUCGGUGAUUUCGAUGGUAGUGACAAUGAAUCCAACAUGUCGGCAACUCCCAGUAGGAGAAGCAUCCGCUCGAGGACCGGCUCCAUCAGAGGUACCACCGCCUCUCCGCCGCCUCCUGUUCCACAGCUGCCCAGGCCUGCCAUGGUUGACAGUGGUAUGAUGACGGAGCCUGUACAAGACUUCUCGUCCAUCUCGAUGCUUGCCGUUCCCGGCGCUGAGCGACCUGUGUCCAUGGCCACGGUGGCCAGUGGUGUGUCUGAAUACAGCGAUGCAGGGACUCUCAACAUGGAAGAGAACCUGGCUAAGUUCCCGUCCCCUCCUACCUCUCCGCCUAACAGAGACCUCUCCCUCUCCAACGUACACGCCCACGAUCAUGCAGAGCAAAACAACAAGCAUGCUGAGGAAUUGGAGGCCCUGAAGCAGGACCAUGCCAAGCACGUUGAGACUUUGCACCACGAGAAAGCCGCCGCACAAGCAGCUGCACUGGCAGCCCUUGAGUUACAACACGCGUCAGAGCUCAGCCGCGCAACAGAGGAUGCUCAAGCUGCCCAUGCCCGGCAGUUGGAGACUCUCUACGCCUCGCAUGCGGAUGACAAGACCAAGGCUGUCGCGAAUGCGGCUGCAAGUCAUACAUCUGAGCUGAAGGCCAUACAAGAUGCACAUGCAGAGAAGUUGGCCCAGAUGGAGAGCGAACACAAAGCCGCUCUCGAUUCUGGACUGGAAGCUCUCAAAGCCAGCCAUGCUCAGCAACUGCAGUCUUCCAAGAAGGCUAGUGAUGCGGCUCAUGCCGCAGAGUUGGCAAGCCUCGUGACAGCGCACACUGCCCAGAUCCAGUUGGCCAAGAAAGAACUCAAUGAAAGUCAUGUGAAGGAGUUGGAGUCAUUGAAGGCAUCCCACGCGGCUCAGAUCGAGCAGGCUAAGCAAGCGAGCGACGCGUCCCAUGCAAAGGACUUGGACUCCAUCAAGGCUACUCAUUUGGAACAGAUCGAUGAAGUAAAGAAAGCAUUGGCAGAUACUCACAACCGCGAACUUGAGGCUCUCAGCGCUUCACAUGCCACACAGGCGGAUCAAGUCAAGAAGGACAGCGAGGCAGCUCAUGCUGCGGCCAUUGCAGCGCUUAUUGCUUCUCAUUCAGAGAAGCUCAGUGCCUCCACGGCGGAAGCUGAUGUGGCUCUCAAGGAACGACUGGAAGCAUUGAAGUUAACACACAGAGAUCAAUUAGAGGCUUCCAGAACAGAAGCCGAAGCAAGACUUGCAAAGGAGUUGGAUGCUCUUCGGCUGACGCACAGUAAUCAACUGGAGUCUUCUAAAGCCGACAGUGACAAGAAAUUCGCUGCCGAACUGGAAGAGCUCAAGGCAGCACACGGCAAAGCAUUGGAUGUUUCAAGAGCAGAUGGCGAUGCUAUGCUUGCCAAGGAGCUUGAGGCUCUGCGAGCCAGUCAUGCUGAACAGCUCAGCAAUCAAAAAGAUGAGAUCCUUGCAAAUAUGGCACAGGAGAUUGCAUCUAUCAAGUCUGACCACACGCAGCAACUCGACAAAUUGAAGCGGGAAAACGAUGCAGCACACGCUGCUGAGUUGGCGGCAUUGGCGGCAUUGCACGCAAAGCAACUUGCCUCCUCCAAGACAGAGUCGGACGUCCACCUCUCCAAGCAACUGGCAUCGCUGAAGGACUCCCACGCGCAAGAGCUGGAAACACUUAGGACCGAGCAUGCCGCCGCACAUGCCAAGGAGUUAGAGAGCUUCAAGUCUGCCCUUGGUAAACAAUUAGAGUCAUCCAAGUCUGAAGGAGAUGCAGCCCAUUCAGAGCAAAUCGAAGCCCUGAAGGCUGCCAAUGCUGAAAUCAUCGAAGCCCACAAAAGGGACAGUGCUAAAACGCUUGAGCAGGCUUUGGAGUCAGCUAAGGGCAACCAUGAACGUCAAAUCGAAGCCCUGAAGAGUGACCACUCCGCUGCACGAUCAAAGGAUUCCGACGAGCUUGCCGCCAAGCAUGCAACAGAAAUCGCAGCUCUGGGGGUCACACUGGCUGCCGCCAAAGCCAAAGAAAUCGAUGCGAUGGUUGCUAAACACGACCAGCACAUCUCAACUCUGCAAUCCGAGCACGAGUCGGUGAAGGCAAAGGAGUUGGGCCACAUGUCGUCGACCUACGAGAAGCAAAUCGAGACGUUGAAGGCCGAGGCUGCUGCGGCCAAGCUUGCCGAACUUGAGCAGUUGACUUCGACCCACCAGACCCAGAUUGAUGCGCUCAAGGCCGAGUCGCUCGCAUCGAAGGAGAAAGAGCUCCAAGACCUGAAGGAUAAGCACAAGAACGAGAUUGAUGCUCUCAAUGCUGAAUCCUCCUCCUUGAGAUCUCAAGGCCUGGAUGAUUUGAGCGCCACCCAUGCAGCCGCACUCAUGUCUUUGAAGAGUGAGCACGAGAAUGCGAUUGCCAAGCUGACGGAAGAGUUGCAAAAUGCACACACAUUGAAACUUGCAGACCUUCGCACUGAGCACGAAUCUGCCAAGGCUACGGACCUGGAUGCUUUGAAGUCAAAGCACGGGAAAGACCUUGAGUCUCUUCGGGCCGAGCACGAGACUUCUCGCGCUCAGGAGUUGGAAAACCUCAAGUCGGAGCAUGCUGUGCUACUCGCUACCUUGCGCUCGGAACACCAGGCAACCCUAGACAAUGCCGUUCAAAAUCUUAAAGCAAGCCACGCUAAGGAUCUCGACUCGCUUGACAGCAGCCAUUCCUCCUCACUUGAAGCUGCUCUUGCAGCCAUCAAGUCGGGUCACGCUAAAGAAUUGGACGACUUGAGAUUGGCCAAUGACGCUGCAUUGUCAAAAGCAUUGGACGUGGCGACGGCCGAACAUGCCAAGUCUCUAGACGCCUACCGUGCAGAGAGUUCAGCCGAGCGUGAGAAGCUUCUCGCUAGCCAUGUUAUGGAGCUCGAGGCCCUCAGGAAGGCCCUCACUGUGACGCGUCCGACGCUGGGCUUCUCGUCGAUGAAGAGUGUUGCGACUGAGCCGAUUGAGGAGCCAGAGCUUCUCCGCAGUCCCAAGCGGGAAGGAUUCAUUAUUCCUCGCGAAGAGCAACCGCACACGCCGUUGUCGUCUGACGUUGGAGCGUUCGGAAAGAGAAGCAGGGAUACCGCUGUUCCGUUCAUUGCUGAAGACGACACACGCCAAUCCCCAAGCGCGGCCGCUGGUCCCGAGACACCGGAAUCCCAGCGACCUUUCAGGGAAAUAUCGACCAACACUGAUGCGCGCUCUACUCGGAAACAAGCUACACCAACUGCUGAUCAGAGCUCCCAAACCACACUCACGUCCGAUGGCAUCGACCAACUGCUGACCAAACCCUCGCGUCGCUACUCUCGGGACUCGUUGAAGAUCGCAGUACCCUUCGACGACGGAACUCCGGCCACUGUACGCCAUAGGCGGUCGCAAGAAAUUAUCGGGAGCCCUUCCAAGCUUAAGGGCAACCCGAGCGAUUCCGGGGUCCUCUCCGCUCCAGGACCAGUCCCGUCUCGACGACCUGGUAGCUCGAGCAGCGUGCGAAGCUCACAGCAGACGAUGCCGCCGUUGCCUCCGAAUCACCGGGAAGCCAUCGAGGCUGCCCGUGGCGGAUCUUCUCACGGUGCUAAGGGCGCCAUGGGUCCGCCAUUACUGCCAGCAUCAGCAUAUAAGAACCCUGCUGCUCGGCCUUGGACGCCACGGGACAGACCACAGUCGCCGCUCUACGCCCAUGGCACGACCCCCCGGGCGAUCAGGACCAACUCCUCGCAAGGGUAUGGAGACGUUCACUCUCCUACCAGGUUGACAGCUCGGAGUAGGCAAUCUUCUGUCACAUCGUUUGCAUCUGAAAUUGACACAAGAUUCAAUAUGCCAGGGGAAAUGGGCAUGGGCGCAUCAGGUUUCGUUGGUCCCAAUACCGAUCCUCGCAUGAUCCAAGCCAUCACGCAAACCAUGAUUGGCGAGUAUCUUUGGAAAUACACGCGGAAGCCUGGCAGAGGCGAGAUGUCUGGCAACAGGCACAGGAGAUACUUCUGGGUCCACCCGUACACACGCACUCUAUACUGGAGCAACCGCGACCCAUCAACUGCGGGUCGAUCUGAGCUGAAAGCCAAGAGCGUACCGAUCGAGGCCGUCCGGGUCGUUGCCGACGACAACCCCAUGCCACCCGGCUUGCACCGCAAGAGUCUGGUCAUUAUCUCCCCUGGAAGAACUGUCAAGUUCACAUGCACCACCGGUCAACGUCAUGAAACUUGGUUCAACGCCCUAUCCUAUUUGCUGCUAAGGACAGGCAAUGAAGGCCAGACAGAUGCCGAGGAGAUGGCGGGAAACAUAACCCAGGAAGAUGUCGAUGAGUUCAACCCGUCGAUUGGCCAGCGCCCAACAAUUGGAAACCGACCACCGCCUUCCCUUUCAUCCUACAACUCGCGAACGACACGAGUUGAGUCGCCAAAUGUAGACAUGUCUAUUGGCAUUCCAACCUUGACCCCGACUCAUGAGAGAACAUCAGUUAGACCAGGCACGCUCACCCGACUGAGCGGAUACUUGAGUCGAACCAGCACUUCUGGCAGCCUCUUCAACAGCUUAAGAACCAGGAGUCAUGGAGGCCACGGACAUGACAGCGCCAUAUACGAGGCGAGCGAGGUGAACGAUAGUGCCGAGGAACUGCGACAAAUCAUCGAGCAACAGGACAGGGAGGCAGAUAGGCUGGAAAAUGUGCGAGCGUGCUGUGAUGGCAAACACGAUGUCGGCACAUUGUCACAUAGUACCAAGAGGAGUCGCAGUGCUCUGGGACACUCACACUCGCAUACCCACCACCCGACCACUACCACGCCUCUGGGCACGGUUAGGUCCAGGGGUUAA
Molecule: messenger RNA, 6876 nt
Organism: Neoarthrinium moseri
Lineage: Eukaryota; Fungi; Ascomycota; Sordariomycetes; Amphisphaeriales; Apiosporaceae
Exons: 3
Coding region: 1-6876 (2291 amino acids)
Biological process (GO): microtubule cytoskeleton organization; maintenance of protein location in cell cortex; dynein-driven meiotic oscillatory nuclear movement
Cellular component (GO): mitochondrion; cell cortex
Molecular function (GO): phospholipid binding; tubulin binding
Source: RefSeq, a predicted model, not a curated record